Molecule: messenger RNA, 2880 nt
Organism: Sporisorium graminicola
Lineage: Eukaryota; Fungi; Basidiomycota; Ustilaginomycetes; Ustilaginales; Ustilaginaceae
Exons: 1
Coding region: 1-2880 (959 amino acids)
Biological process (GO): transmembrane transport
Cellular component (GO): membrane
Molecular function (GO): ABC-type transporter activity; ATP hydrolysis activity; ATP binding
Source: RefSeq, a predicted model, not a curated record
AUGCAGAUGAUCCUCGGUGACAAAUUUGACAUCUUUAUGUCGUACGUCACUGCCAUCGUUGUAGCUUUGUUGACCGGCGGUAUCUUCUUCAACUUGCCCACUACUUCGGCGGGUGUUUUCACUCGUGGUGGCUGUCUCUUCAUCCUGCUCCUCUUCAACUCGCUUACCGCUUUCUCCGAAUUGCCAACGCAGAUGCUGGGAAGACCCAUCUUGGCUCGCCAGACUAGUUUCGCUUUCUACCGUCCAUCUGCCCUGACUCUUGCUCAGCUGCUGGCCGAUUUGCCCUUCGGUGUGCCAAGAGCCACCCUGUUCGUCAUCAUCCUCUACUUCAUGGCCGGUCUCGAACGUAGUGCGGGUGCCUUCUUCACCGCUUGGUUUAUCGUGCUCGUCGCCUACUACGCCUUCCGUGCGCUCUUCUCCUUCUUCGGUGCCAUCACCACCAACUUCUACUCUGCUGCUCGUCUGGCUGCUAUCGUCAUGUCCAUGCUGGUUCUCUGGGCCGGUUAUGUGAUACCUCAGGCUGCUAUGAGGAGGUGGUUGUUCUGGAUCUCGUACAUCAAUCCGGUGUUCUACGCCUUCGAAGCCUUGAUGAUCAACGAGUUCAAGAGGAUCACUUUUACCUGCGAAGGUGCACAGAUCAUCCCCUCGGGCCCUGGAUACCCGACGCAGCUGACGGACAACCAGAUUUGCACCCUCGCCGGUGCCACUCCUGGUUCGGACCAGAUCCCCGGUAUCGCUUACUUGGAAGCAAGCUUUGGGUACCAGCCGAACCAUCUGUGGCGCAACGUCGGCAUUCUGAUCGCCUUCCUCCUCGGAUUCAUUGCCAUCACAGCUCUUGUGGUCGAGAAGAUGGACCAAGGUGCUUUUGCUUCGGCUAUGGUGGUGAAGAAGCCCCCCACCAAGGAAGAGAAGGAGCUCAACCAGAAGCUGCAGGACCGUCGAUCCGGUGCUACCGAAAAGACUGAGGCCAAGCUCGAAGUGUACGGCCAGGCUUUCACGUGGUCAAACUUGGAAUACACUGUUCCUGUUCAGGGUGGACACCGCAAGCUGCUUGACAAGGUUUACGGAUACGUCAAGCCUGGACAGAUGACGGCGCUGAUGGGUUCGAGUGGUGCUGGUAAGACGACGUUACUCGAUGUGUUGGCCGACCGCAAGACCAUUGGUGUCAUCAGUGGUGAGCGUUUGAUCGAGGGCAAGCCCAUCGAUGUUUCGUUCCAGCGUCAAUGCGGUUACGCUGAACAGCAGGAUAUUCACGAACCCAUGUGCAGCGUUCGCGAGGCACUCCGCUUCUCGGCUUACUUGCGACAGAGCCACGACAUUCCUCAAGCUGAAAAGGACCAGUACGUCGAAGACAUUAUCGAGCUGCUUGAACUUCAAGAUAUUGCCGAUGCGAUUAUUGGCUACCCAGGUUUCGGUCUGGGUGUGGGUGACCGCAAGAGGGUGACGAUCGGCGUUGAGUUGGCCGCCAAGCCUUCGAUGCUGUUGUUCCUCGACGAGCCUACUUCGGGUUUGGAUGGACAGUCGGCUUUCACCAUCUGUCGAUUGCUUCGUAAGCUGGCUGACAGCGGACAGACCAUUCUCUGCACCAUUCACCAGCCCUCGGCGUUGCUGUUCGAGACUUUUGACCGACUGCUUUUGCUGGAACGUGGCGGUAAGACCGUGUACUCGGGACCAAUUGGUAAGGACGGUAAGCACGUGAUCGACUACCUUGCUAAGCGUAGUGCCCAGUGCCCGCCUGGUGUCAACCCUGCCGAAUACAUGCUGGACGCGAUCGGAGCCGGUAGUCAGCCUCGUGUGGGUGACCGAGACUGGGCUGAUUGGUACCUGGAAUCGGAUGAUCACCUGGACAACCUGCGCAUGAUCAAUCAGAUCAACCGUGAAAACGCCAACAAGCCUAAACCGACCAACGGGCGAUCGACCGAGUACGCCGCGCCCUGGUUGUACCAGUUCAAAGUGGUGCUAAAGAGGACAAUGCUCAGCACUUGGCGCCAGCCUGCCUACCAGUACACUCGAUUCUUCCAGCACUUGGCGUUUGCGCUGUUGACCGGUUUGCUCUUCUUGCAGCUGGGCAACAAUGUGGCUGCGCUACAGUACCGACUAUUCGUGAUUUUCAUGCUGGCCAUUAUCCCGGCUAUCAUCAUGGCGCAGGUCAUGCCCUUCUGGAUCAUGUCGAGGUCCAUCUGGAUUCGUGAAGAGACGAGUAAGACGUUUGCGGGUACCGUAUUUGCUGCGACUCAGCUGAUCUCCGAGGUACCCUAUGCGCUGGUUUGCGGUACGGUGUUCUUUGUGCUCAUCUACUACCUGACUGGUUUCAACACGGAUUCGAACCGAGCAGGUUACUUCUGGGUCAUGACAUUCCUGCUCGAGAUGUUUGCCGUUUCCAUCGGUACCAUGGUUGCGUCGUUUUCCAAAUCGGCCUACUUUGCAUCAUUGUUCGUACCUUUCUUGACGAUCGUCUUGAACUUGACGUGCGGUAUUCUCUCGCCUCCGCAGAGCAUGUCGAGUUCGCUGUACAGCAAGUUCUUGUACAACGUCAACCCGAUUCGAUUCUCCAUUUCACCACUCAUCGCCAACGAGCUGUACGGACUCGACAUCCAAUGCGCUGCCAACGAGUUUUCGCGUUUCAGUCCUCCCUCUGGUCAAACUUGUGCUCAGUGGGCUGGCAACUAUGUCACCCGCUUGGGCGGAUAUUUGGCCAACCCCGAUGCAACCGCAGACUGCUUGUAUUGCACUUAUUCCAACGGCGAAGAGUUCUACCGUGGGUUCGGCAUUACUUUCGGUGAACGUGGUCGUGAUGCAGGUAUCUUGAUCGCCUUUGUGGUGUUCAACUGCCUUGCUACAAUUGCAUUUACCAAGGUGUUCCGCUUUAGCAACCGUUAA